CCACUGAAAGUAAUGGACUACACAUACGAUGACGAUUUGGAAGAGCUGUGUCCAGUUUGUGGAGAUAAAGUUUCUGGGUACCACUAUGGACUACUGACCUGUGAGAGUUGUAAGGGCUUUUUCAAGAGAACAGUUCAGAAUAAUAAGAGAUACACGUGCGCAGAAAACCAGGACUGUAAAAUUGACAAAACUCAAAGGAAAAGAUGUCCCUUUUGUCGAUUUCAGAAAUGCCUCAGUGUUGGAAUGAGACUAGAAGCGGUCCGCGCUGACCGUAUGAGAGGGGGCAGGAAUAAAUUUGGCCCCAUGUACAAGCGCGACCGAGCGCUGAAGCAGCAGAAGAAGGCUUUGAUACGGGCCAAUGGCUUCAAGCUGGAGGCCACCCCUCCGAUGGUGUCCCCACCUCAGACUGACUAUGGCUUCACGGGCACCCUCCAGGGACUCCACCCGGGCUCGAAGGGCCUUCUGCCCUCCACCCCUGCCUCCAUCACCCCCACAGACUACGACCGCAGCCCCUAUGGUCCCCCGUCGCUCGGCCUGACCGUGCAGAGCCACGGUCCCCUGGCCGGCCAGUACCAGUACAGCCCUUUCCCCAGCCGGGCCAUCAAGUCCGAGUACCCCGACCACUACACAAGCUCGCCCGAGUCGCUGACUGGGUACCCGUACCCGGACGCCUACCUGCAGGGGUCCCCGCAGCCGGCCAGCGUGCCCCAGCUGGUGCUGGAGUUCCUCCGCUGCGACCCGGAUGAGCUGCAGGUGCAGAACAAGAUCCUGGCCUACCUGCAGCAGGAGCAGAGCGGCCGCGCCAAGCACGAGAAGCUCAACACGUUCGGCCUCAUGUGCCGCAUGGCUGACCAGACACUGUUCUCCAUUGUGGAGUGGGCCCGGAGCUGCAUCUUCUUCAAAGAGCUCAAGGUGGGGGAUCAGAUGAAGCUGCUGCAUAACUGCUGGAGCGAGUUGCUGGUGCUGGACCACAUCUUCAGACAGGUGCAGCACGGCAAGGAGGCCAGCCUGCUCCUGGUCACUGGGCAGGAGAUGGAGAUAGCAUCCAUCACAUCCCAGGCUGGAGCCACGCUGAACAGCCUGGUUCUGAGAGGGCAAGACCUGGUCGGGAAGCUGCAGUCCCUGCAGGUGGAUAGACGAGAGAUUGCCUGCUUCAAAUUCCUCAUCCUUUUUAACCCUGACGUGAAGCUGCUGGAGAACCAGCAGUUUGUGGAGAGUGUGCAGGAGCAGGUGAACGCGGCCCUGCUGGAGUACACGCUGUGCAGCUACCCGCAGUUCCUGGACAAGUUCGGGCAGCUGCUGCAGCGGCUGCCGGAGCUGCGCAGUCUGAGCUCGCAGGCCGAGGAUUACCUGUGCUACAAGCACCUGAGCGGCGAGGUGCCCUGCAACAACCUGCUCAUCGAGAUGCUGCACGCCAAGCGGGCCUGCGGGUGA
This is a messenger RNA of Conger conger (European conger), 1434 nucleotides long. RefSeq names its product nuclear receptor subfamily 5 group A member 2-like. The coding region runs from base 13 to 1434 and encodes 473 amino acids. Gene Ontology annotation, cellular component: RNA polymerase II transcription regulator complex. Gene Ontology annotation, biological process: tissue development; regulation of transcription by RNA polymerase II; hormone-mediated signaling pathway. The transcript is spliced from 6 exons. Lineage: Eukaryota; Metazoa; Chordata; Actinopteri; Anguilliformes; Congridae. The record is from RefSeq and is a predicted model, not a curated record. Gene Ontology annotation, molecular function: zinc ion binding; RNA polymerase II cis-regulatory region sequence-specific DNA binding; nuclear receptor activity.